AUGCUUCGUUUUGCAGUGAUAAUCAAGAUAGUGCGAUCAAUGGGACUUGAUCUAACAACCGCGGCAAAAUUAAUCAGCUGGGUAAUACUUGGAACGCCAUUUGACACGCGAGUCGCACUAAAAUUGCUCAGAGCUGUAAUAAACGGACUGCGUUUAGAUCGAAGCCAGUCCGAAGAAGUUUACGAUAAAUUGGCAUACUACUUGGGCUUGGGUGAUGGAAAGCGAAGCAUUAAGUUUACUGUCAAGAAGAUUGUGGUUCGUAAAACGCCCAAAACAUAGGCGAACCGCCUGGAAAAUUAUUUGGAUCCGUUCACAAACAUGGUGUCACUUUAAAAUUCACUUGUAUUUUACAAAUGCGUUUGAGAUUAUAAUUGG
Dicrocoelium dendriticum is the source of this 375-nucleotide messenger RNA. NCBI's taxonomy places the organism in Eukaryota, Metazoa, Platyhelminthes, Trematoda, Plagiorchiida, Dicrocoeliidae. The record is from the annotation of a GenBank genome assembly.